Molecule: messenger RNA, 4554 nt
Organism: Nelumbo nucifera (sacred lotus)
Lineage: Eukaryota; Viridiplantae; Streptophyta; Magnoliopsida; Proteales; Nelumbonaceae
Product: Tudor/PWWP/MBT superfamily protein
Source: RefSeq, a predicted model, not a curated record
GGGAUUUGUUCGUUCCGGUUCUAUCAGAUUCAGACCCCUGCGGAUCGAUCGAUCGAGAUUGGAGAUAGAGAGAGAGAGAGAGAGAGAGAGAGAGAGAGAGAGAGAGGGAGAGGGAGAGGGAGAGGGAGAGGGAGAGGGAGACAGGAGGUCGGGAAAGGGGAAAACACACUACAAUCGUUGAAACUCACCAAUCUGUUAGCGUUUUUUGGGUUUGGAAUAGCGUUAUUCGGCCCGAGAAGCAAGAAAUGCAUGGCUGUUGUUGGUUAGGUCUGGUCUGAAAGCUAGGUUUAAGAGGUAUGGCUUCUGGUAUCGAAUCUCAAGGGUUUUCGCUUCGAAGAUACAAACGCUUGUUUCAUAGGUUUUCGAUUUAUCUUGCGCCAUGAUAUCUGUGAUGAACACCGACUGCGAAUUAGAUAGAAAACCUGAUGUCGCGGCUGAUAUGCAUUUUUUCGGGGUUGAACCACCCGAGAAAACUAGGGUUUCAGGCGAUACGCUUAGCCGACAGCGAAUCGAUGUCUCGAAUGGGGAUUCUAUUAGUGGGGAUGGUGGAAGGGUUUCCGGGGAAACUAGGGUUUCUCCGAAUGCCGAUUUUGGGGAAUCGAAGAGCAAAUCUGAAGUUAGGGCUUCGGGUAGGGAUGUAGCGAGUGGCAGGACUGAUGUUUCUGAUGUUGGAAUUCCUGAAGUGACAGAGACAGCAUCCGAGGAAGCUAAGAUUUCUUCGGACAUCAAUUAUGGAGUAGGCGGUAGAGUAAUUGACGAUGGGCCUUUUGAAGUUAAGACGGAGGAUCUACCACCUAGUGGUGGCAAUGAUUAUUUCUCUGUUCAUGGCACCGGAAUGGAGCAUUUAACGACUGGGAAUGGUGAAGGAGCUAGGGUUUCUUCUAUAGAAACAAAAGGAGAUGUAGAAACCAUGGAGGGAAACCCUGUUUCAGAUUUUGAUUCUUCAUAUCCUAGUCUCUGUGGAUGCGCUGCAACUGAGAUGCCUGGGUCAUUGGGAGCAGAAGCAGCGAAGGCAUUGCCUUAUGGGUUUGAAAUCGGAGAUAUGGUAUGGGGUAAGGUUAAAUCCCAUCCAUGGUGGCCAGGACAUAUCUAUAAUGAAGCAUUUGCAUCAUCUUCAGUGCGGCGGUCAAAGAGAGAGGGUUAUAUUCUGGUUGCUUUCUUUGGUGAUAGCAGUUAUGGAUGGUUUGACCCAGCAGAGCUCAUUCCUUUUGAUCCUCAUUAUGCUGAGAAAUCACGCCAGACAAACUCUCGUAACUUCAUCAAGGCUGUGGAAGAGGCAAUUGAUGAGGCAAGCAGGAGACGUGCUCUUGGGUUGACUUGUUUUUGUCGGAACCCAUUCAAUUUCCGGCCUGCAAGUUUGCCAGGGUACUUUGUAGUUGAUGUGGGUGGGUAUGAACCUGGGGGAGUUUAUUCACUGGAGCAAGUUAAGAAGGCAAGGGAUAGCUUUCAGCCAGUGGACACACUUUCUUUUGUACAGAAGUUGGCGUUGAUGCCUCAGAGUACCGAGCAAAGGAGUAUUGAUUGGAUUAAGAGCAUGGCUACUGUUCUUGCAUACCGUAAAGCAGUGUUUGAGGAGUUUGAUGCGACUUAUGCUGAGGCAUUUGGAAUGCAACCUGUACGUCCAUCUCGAGAUCCGAUGGGGUUAUUGGAUCAGCCUGCCAAAGUACCAUCUCGAGCUCCUUUGAGUGGUCCUCUUGUGAUUGCUGAAUCUCUUGGUGAAAAAAAGGGCACUGCAAAGACCAUCAAAGUCAAGGAUCAAUCAAAGAAAGACAAGUAUGUUCUAAAACGGAGAGAUGAACCAAAUGAUGCAAGGGCUUACCAUAUAAAUCAAGGGCAAGCAAGUUUCUUAGUGCCUUCAGCUUUCAAGGACGGAACAUCAACAUUAGGAGCUGGAGAAUAUGUAUUACAAAGGAGAGCUCCAGUUGUCUCAACAAAGACCCAAGUCCCUGGAAGACAGGACCAAAGUGGAAUUGUAGGUGGGGAAGGUGCAGUUCUGAAUCAGGGUGUAUCUGGGCAGGAAGAGAAUUUGGAUAAGAAACCAAUGGUUUCUAAACUGAGUUCAGUUGAUGUGAAAGUUAGCACUAGUCAGGUUGAUUUGCAAACCAGUUUAGCCGCUGGUCUUCCUACAACUCAGCCUACUGCAUAUGGCCAUACUCCUGAAACGCAAGUAGGUCCAGAAGAUAAGAAGUUCUAUCAAGACAAGGAGGUAUCUGCCUUGCGGGAGAAGGGAAAAAUUAGAUCAGACAAUUGUUCCAGUACCAUGAUUGGUGAUUCUGAACCAUCCAGUUUGGUCAGUGCAGAACACAAGAACACAAAACUAUCCAGCACUUUUGAAGUACUUGAACGACCCAAACAGAGAAUGCCAACAACACUCGAAGAUCAUCAUCAACCAAUGGAAGUGCAGGUAGGUUGCAAUGUUACACAUCCAUUAUCUCUUGGUCCCAAUCCUCUUGAUAGGGCUGUUGGGGUGGGUAGUGAUGGUGCAUCUAAUAGGGUAAAUGUUCUGAAAUGCCCAAGUGGAUAUCCUGUUUCUGAGAAAUCCACUGUAAGGGAGAAGAAGAAGAAGAAAAAGAAGGAAUUAGGCUUGGAGACUGGUACGGAUCAUCCACCUAAGCGUUUGAAGACUUCCAAAGAUGCGGAAUCAUUAAGAAAAUCGGCAGGAAAAUCCAUUGGGAUUGGUUUGGUUCCCCAAGAGGAUCCUCAGAAGAAAGUUGAUGGGGUCAGUAGUCCUUUUCCCUUGGAUGCUUCAAUGGCACCACCAGUGAUUGACAUUGGGGACAUUGAUGUUGAACUUCCACAGUUAGUGGGUGAUCUAUUAGCUCUUGCUCUUGAUCCCUUUUAUGGUGUUGAACGGAAUGGUCCUGCCAUUGUACGGCAUGUUCUCCUUCGGUUCCGGUCCCUCGUUUAUCAGAAAAGCUUGAUUCUUGUUCCUCCUACUGAGUCUGCUGAAACAUCUGAUUUUCGUACAAACAGAUCUUCCAGUGGUGGUGCUUCUGGCACCGUUCCUAAUGAGGAUGUGAAGGACUUGCCUUCUGCUAGACCGCCAAAACACCUUUCUAAAGUUGAUGAUCCAACAAAAGCUGGUCGGAAGCGAAGUUUAUCUGAUCGCCAGGAAGAAAUAGCUGUAAAGAGGAUGAAGAAAUUGAACGAGUUGAAGUUGAUGACUGAAAAGAAGGCUGGCAGCCAGAAGGCCCAAGAAAUGCAACGAGGAGAACGCAAAGAUGGCAAGGAUGCUGGCACGACUAUUCUGGCCAAGCAGAUGAGGCCGGAUUAUGAAAAGAAGCCAGAACCACCUGCAAGGAUAGCAGAACCCACAAUGCUCGUGAUGAAAUUCCCUCCCCGAACAUCGCUGCCCUCAGUGCCAGAGCUCAAGGCACGAUUCGCACGAUUUGGACCUCUUGAUCACUCUGCUACCCGAGUAUUUUGGAAGUCCUCUACAUGUCGGGUUGUGUUCAAGCACAAGUCACAUGCCCAGGUAGCACAUAGUUAUGCUGUUAGAAACAGCUCGCUGUUUGGGAAUGUGAAGGUAAACUAUCACCUGCGGGAGUUGGAAGCACCAACACCAGAGAUGCCUGAUUCUGGGAAGUGGCGGGCAGAAGUCACUUCUGAUGAAGUGCAAUCAAGGACCGUGGUUGCCAGUGACACUGUGAAUGAGCCAAGACCGAGAGCAGCCCUGAAGCAGCAGCCAACACAACCAUCCGUCCAGCUGAAGUCAUGUCUAAAGAAGCCGUCAGGAGAUGAGUCAGGGCAUGGCAUGGGUGGUGUUACAAGGGAGAGCCCCCGUGUAAAAUUCAUGUUGGGAGGUGAGGAGAGUGGUAGGGGGGAGCAGGUGGUGGUUAGUAGUAGCAACAACAACAACAAUGGUAGUAAUGCCGAUGGUGGUGGUGCAUCAUCUUCUCUUGCAAUGGAUGUUAAUACUAAGAACUUUCAAAAGGUCAUUCCUUCGCUGCCUCCAUUUAUUCCCCUUCCCCCUCGUAUUCCUGAUGUGCACGAGAGUCGUGGAGUUGUUGGUCAUUUACCCAAAUCACACCAUUUGCAUUUUAGCGAAGUGGAGACAAGGAACAACUACAACAACAACAACCAGAAUUCUAUUCCCAUCACCACCACCACCACCAUAGAUAUUUCUCAUCAGAUGCUGAGCCUUUUGAUGAGGUGCAGCGAUAUAGUUACUGAUGUGAAGAGCACGUUAGGAUAUGUGCCUUACCACCCUCUCUGACCACUGGCAAUUUUCAGAAUCCAACGAGGGCCAAGAUUUGAUUGAAUCAAACAAAUGCGAGAACUCACUAUUUGUUGGCUGCAUGUGCUUGGCGAGAGAGAGAGAGAGUUGGUAAAAACUCUAUGGUCAAGACCCCGGUGGACCGAGUAAUAGUAUGGGGAGGAGUGUACGGUUGUGGGGUUUGGUCAUGAAGAGCCACAUGUGUAAUCUAAAUUUCAUACUCAACAGAAAGAUCAUCUGUAUGGAUAUUAUUCUCUCUCGGAUUGCUGCUAAUGAAUUAUUUCUUCUCCCUUUUGCUUGUGCUCUGGGGAUCGUCUGCCCCGAUUGGCAGGCAGGCA